GUGGAAGAUCUGAAGCAUUUCAUGUUCAUCGGUCGUGAUACUGCUAAAGAACCGUCUGGGGAUGUCCAAAAGAUCUGGAACUCCAUACACAAGUCAGAUUACAAAGAUAAACUUAUUUUUUUAACCAUCCAAAAUUUGCCUAUUUUUUAAAUUAUUUUCUAAAGUUUCAAAUUAGCUUCCAAAGUUAUAAGUUUAUGCCAUUUUAUUUCAAUUAUUAAUAUCGUCCUCAGUUCUCACUCACUGAGAUAAUUUUAAAAUUUUGAACACAAAUGUUUGGGAGGCGAAACGGAAAUUUUUCUGUGCUGCAAAAUUGCGCCGUAAUUGCAAAAAUGCUGGUCUCCUCGCUCCUCCUCCUCCUCCGCCUCCCACUCCACACCGCCUGAUUGACUCUCAUUGCUACCUUCCAUUCUCACACAUUUCCUAAAUGCCAUGUCCUCCCGUCUCAUUCGCUCUUGAAAGUUGAUGGACUCCUCCAUCCUCGGAAGCUCUCAAUUUCUAAAUAUCGGUCGUUUCCGCCAUUAUAUAAAGCUUCGACUUCCCCCAUGAUCGAUCGCAAGCCUGGCAAGGACUCCCUUGCAUAAUGAAUCCGCCAUUUUAAUUUCCAUGUUUAUAAUUUAUUUCAACAAUUGAAGAAGGUUAGAAAAUGGGAACAUGCGAAACACAAUCGUUGGGUGUGCUACUACUAUUGUCCUGGGCAAUAACCAUACAAGCACGUUCAUCUUUGUAUGUAACAUACAAAGAUCCCAGUCAACCAGUGAAUAUUCGAGUGAAAGAACUAUAUAAGCUCAUGACUCUUGAGGAAAAGAUAGGCCAAAUGACACAAAUUGAGAGGACAGUAGCCACACCUCAGGUCUUGCAAGACUAUUUCAUUGGUAGCAUAUUAAGUGGUGGUGGAAGUGCUCCUGCUCCGAAUGCCACUGCGCAGGCUUGGAUAGAUAUGGUAACCAAUUUCCAGAAGGCUAGUUUGUCAACACGCUUGGGAAUUCCCAUGAUUUAUGGGAUUGAUGCUGUUCACGGAAACAAUAAUGCCUAUGGUGCAACGGUGUUUCCACACAACAUUGGUCUCGGGGCCACAAGGGAUCCUUAUCUGGUAAAGAGGAUUGGUGCUGCAACGGCACUUGAAACGAGAGCUACAGGCAUUCCUUAUGCUUUUGCACCCUGUAUUGCAGUUUGCAGAGAUCCAAGGUGGGGACGGUGCUAUGAGAGCUAUAGCGAGGAUCACAGUGUUGUACAGGCAAUGACAGACAGUGUCCUUGGUUUACAAGGAGAUAUCCCUGGAGACUACCCAAGGAACUUUCCUUAUGUCGCUGGAAAGAACAAUGUAGCAGCUUGUGCCAAACAUUAUGUUGGUGAUGGUGGCACGCAAAAAGGAAUUAAUGAGAAUAAUACUAUUAUUGAUUAUGAAGGUCUUCUUAGCAUCCAUAUGCCUCCAUUCGUUGAUAGCAUUGCCAAGGGUGUGGCCAGCGUCAUGGUUUCUUAUUCAAGUUGGAAUGGAAAAAAAAUGCACGCCAACCGUCACCUUAUCAUUGGCUACCUCAAAGAGAAGCUUGGUUUCAAGGGAUUCGUAAUAUCAGACUGGCAGGGGAUCGACAGGAUCACCUAUCCUCCUGGUGAAAAUUACACUUACUCAGUUCAAGCUUCAAUUAAUGCUGGUCUGGACAUGGUGAUGGUUCCAUAUAAUUAUACAGGGUUCUUUAGCGCCGUGAAGUCCCUUGUUAAUGCCAACGUUAUUCCCAUGAAAAGGAUUAGAGAUGCAGUAAAAAGGAUCUUGCGGGUAAAGUUCAUCAUGGGCUUGUUCGAGAACCCUCUUCCUGAUCCGAGCUUAGCUAAUCAGCUUGGAUCACAGGAGCACAGAGACUUAGCUAGAGAAGCCGUGAGGAAAUCACUCGUGCUUCUAAAAAAUGGAAAGCCUGGCUCCCAACCUCUACUGCCCUUGCAAAAGAACGCCCCUAAAAUCCUCGUCGCCGGAACUCAUGCUGAUAACUUGGGUUUCCAGUGCGGUGGUUGGACGAUUAAUUGGCAAGGAAGCAGUGGACAAACCACUGCCGGUACCACGAUCCUUCAAGGCAUUAAAUCCACAGUUGAUCCUUCGACACAGGUGGUCUUCUCGGAGAACCCUGACGCCGACUUUGUGCGGAGCCAAGGAUUCUCUUACGCCAUUGUUGUGGUCGGGGAGGCACCCUACGCCGAGACGUUCGGGGACAACCUCAACCUCACCAUCCCCGCACCUGGACCGAGCAUAAUCCAAACGGUUUGUGGCGCCGUCAAGUGUGUCGUGGUCCUCAUCUCUGGCCGGCCCCUCGUCGUCGAGCCGUACGUUCCGGCGAUGGACGCGCUUGUGGCCGCGUGGCUCCCGGGCUCCGAAGGCCAAGGGGUGGCCGAUGUCCUCUUCGGAAACUUUGGGUUUACCGGGAAGCUUCCGCGCACCUGGUUCAAGACGGUCGCCCAGCUGCCGAUGAACGUCGGCGACACGAAUUACGACCCCUUGUUCCCGUUUGGUUUUGGGCUCACAACCUGAGUGUUGCAAAACUGGAAAAAAAUGGAUGAAAAUUGGAUCAAAUUGGGUUACAUACUGUGUAAGGGAGAAUAGUUUGAAUAUCCAAAGAUUUAUAACAACAAAGUUGUUUA
Molecule: messenger RNA, 2628 nt
Organism: Zingiber officinale
Lineage: Eukaryota; Viridiplantae; Streptophyta; Magnoliopsida; Zingiberales; Zingiberaceae
Product: beta-glucosidase BoGH3B-like
Exons: 10
Coding region: 644-2518 (624 amino acids)
Biological process (GO): glucan catabolic process
Molecular function (GO): beta-glucosidase activity
Source: RefSeq, a predicted model, not a curated record